GGAGGAGGUGUAGAGGGAAUAGAGGAGAACUGGAGAGAGACGGAGAGAGAGAGAGAGAGAUGAUGUCACUGCUACCCAGCUGCGAAUCAGAGCGGGCGGGAGGGAAGGAGAGAGGGGUGUGUAUCGUAUCGCCGCAGCAUCAAUAAGAGCCGAGAGGAGAAUUUAUUGCGAGAAGAGGGAGAGACAGAAGGACGGACAGAUACCGCAGGCUGACGGCAGACCUCGCUCUCGCUGCUCAGCUCUGAGGUCUCCCUUGUAGCUUCGUGGAUUUCUGCAGUCCAGGGGAAACAGACACAGACACCUCUGAGGAGAGACCAGACACACACAUACACACACUCCCUACUCUGAAGACGGCAGGAGGAAGUGAGUGAGGGAAAGAGAGAGGCUCUCCGAGCGCACUCACGCACUCCGGUUUUGCCGGGCUGUACACCAGGAAGAAGCAGACCCAGGAGGGAGGAAGAGGAGAGAAGAGGGGACGGACAGCGAGGGUGUUCUCCCUGCGUCGGGAGACAGUGGUGUGUGUGUGUGUGUGUGCGAGAAAAGAGAGUGUUCAUGGGAGUGUAAGCUGACAAGACGAUGAAGUUGCAGUGUCAGCGUGCCUCCAGUGGGGAGUGCUGUCUCUCCCCACUUUUCCUCUUCCUCGCACUCUUCCUCCUCUCUCAUGCUCCAGUGCCAUCCAGAGCUGUUAUCCACAUUCCCAAAGGCUACAACAAAACGCAGAAUGACCAGCCCCCUGUGAUCACGGCCCAGUCCCCGAGGAACCUCACCGCCUUCUCCAGCGAUGACAUCACCCUCACCUGCGAGGCCUCGGGCUCGCCCAGCCCUUCUUCUGUGGCAGCUGGGGGCUCUUCCUGGCUCAGCACGCUUAAGACAGAGAAGCUACCUCAGUCCUGUCCCCACUGUGUGCCAGAGCCGCCGAAGUGGCAGAAGGAGAACAUAGUGCCGAAGGUGGUGGAGGAAGGGGAGAGCGUGAUCCUGCCCUGUAACCCCCCGAAAAGCAUUGUCACCCCAUAUAUCCACUGGAUGGACGAAUUCCUGCGGCACAUCGAGCAGAACGAGCGCGUCACGCAGGGCCGAGAUGGAAACCUGUAUUUCUCUCAUGUGACACAGAAAGACACGAAUGCGAUGAAGAACAGGAAGCCCAGCCUCCUGCUGCCCAGAGGAUCGCAGAGCACCCACAUGGCGCUGAGGGGUCAGACCUUGGAGCUGGAGUGCAUCGCCGAGGGGCUCCCCACGCCUCACCUGGAGUGGGAGCGGAAGGACGGCGACCUCUCUGACGCAAGGGCCUCGCUGCAGAGCUUCGGGAAGCUGCUGCGCAUCGAGAACGUGGUGGAGAGCGACGAUGGGGAGUACCAGUGCACGGCCAGCAACGACCAGGGCAAGGCAACACACAUCUUCACCGUCACCGUGCAGGCUGCCCCCUACUGGACACGUGUGCCCGAGAGCGGUCUGUAUGCGCCAGGGGAGAUCAUGCGCCUGGACUGUGAGGCUGAAGGAAUCCCCACUCCCACUGUGCGCUGGAGGAUGAAUGGGCAGUGGCUGGAUGAGAUAGAGAAGGAUGAUCGCCGCCGUGUGGAAGGGGGCACUCUGAUCCUGACGGACGUGCAGUUCGGGGACACAGCUGUCUUCCAGUGCGAGGCCAGCAACAUACAUGGCACCAUCCUCACCAACACAUAUACCCACAUCAUCAACCUGCCACCCCAGAUCCUGACAGAGAGCGGCCAGGUGUACCAGCUGACGGAGGGGCAGAACGCCUACCUGCCCUGCCACGCCUUCGGCUCCCCGAGCCCCCGGCUCAUCUGGGAACUUGAGGGGGAGUCUGUUCUCUCGAACCCGCGCAUGUCCCAGUUCGCCAAUGGGACACUGAAUAUCUCGGAUGUCGUGCGGGGAGACAGUGGAGCGUACAUCUGCAGGGUGGAGAACUUCAACAUCAGCAUCAAUGCCACACUGAAAGUGUUCAGUAAGAUGACCUGGUGCAACUGUACACUGCUGUACACACACUGCUAUACACAGAGCUGUACAGCAUUGUGUGUGUUAACCCCUCUGUCUCAGUGCAGUGUGUGUGUACAGCAGUGUGUGUGCCGUGUGUGUUGUGCUGGGUGGGCAGUGCUCUGUGGUGUGGGCUGGGCUGUAACAGUGUGUUGUGUGUCCAGGUACACCUUUACAAAAAGGUCCCUGAUAGUGACGGACGUGGAGCUGGCUGACAUAGGUCUGUACACCUGUGUUGCCAUGGGGAAGCUGGACACCAUUGAGGCCAGUGCAAUGCUGACCGUUGUGGACUACCCAGAUCCCCCCUUUGCUCUACAGUUGUCAGACCCGCAAAGCCUGAGUGUGAGGCUGAGCUGGACACCUGGAGACAACCACAACAGCCCCAUGCAGGAGUUCGUGGUGGAGUAUGAGGAAGAGCGGACGGGUCAGGGCGUUUGGCACGAAUUGACGAGAGUGCCCGGGGACUCGACCAGUGCCUUCCUCGACCUGUGGCCCUUCUGCACGAGCCGCUUCCGGGUCAUCGCCAUAAACAAGCUGGGCAAGGGCAAGCCCAGCGAGCCCUCGGACAGCUACACCACGCCCCAUGCUGCCCCUGACCGCAACCCCAGAGACGUCACGGGUGAAGGCACGUCCGCUGACAACAUGGUGAUAAGAUGGAAGGACAUGCCUGCGACAGAGCACGGAGCCCCUGGCUUUCAGUACAAGGUGAUGUGGAGGCAGGCCUCAGGGGAGGAGCCCAAGUGGCACGAGAACUUCACAGAGUCGCCCCACUACGUGGUCACCAACACGCCCACCUUCACAGCCUAUGAGAUCAAAGUGCAGGCGGUCAAUGACCUGGGCGAGGGCCCGCCUGCCUCUCCAGUGAUCGGCUUCUCCGGAGAGGACACUCCGGUGGAGGCCCCGAUGAACGUGGGCGUGGAGGUAAUGGACAGCACUACGAUCAAGGUUGCGUGGUCCCAGGUGCCCGGAGAGAGUGUGAAGGGACACCUACUGGGGUACAAGAUCUACCUGAAGAGGCUGGGAGGGGUGGAGGCCGGCUCGCGUCAGAAGCGUUUCUCCAGCAAGCGCGGGGCGGGUCACAAGGCUCCGCACGGGCCGGGGGGGCCCGACUUCAAGGUGGUGACGGUCAGCGGGGCGAAGGGCUUCCAGGUGGUGAGCGGCCUGCGGCCCUACAGCCGCUACACCGUCAACAUGACCGUCUUCAACAAGAUAGGAGAGGGGCCGCCUAGCGAGCCCUUUGCCUUCAGCACUCCAGAGGGAGUGCCCAGCCCGCCUGUGUCGCUUCACUUCGACAGCCCAACGGAGACGUCUCUGACCCUCCACUGGGAGCCCCCUGCCCAGCCCAACGGCAUACUGACUGGGUACAUACUGCAGUACCAGAAACGUGAGUGUGCUGCUCUCACUUCCUUAACCCCUUUCAUCUUCCCCUCCUCCAUCGAGGUUGGCGAGAUGGCAGUGAGCCACUAUCAGUCGCCGCUCGUCAGGAACGUGACGCUGACGGGGCUGGACCGCGAGCGCACGUACCGCUUCUACCUGCGGGCGACCACGGCCACCGGGGAGGGGGAGCCCAUCAUCCGGGACGCCGCCACCUUGCUGGAAGGAGGGCCUCCUGCCAAUAUCAGCUUCUCUGCGGGCAAGACCUUCGCCAACUUCACCUGGGUGUCGGGGGAGAGGUACCGCAACGUCGGCUUCCACAUCCACUUCCUGAACAAGAACGGUCAGGACCCGUGGAAGGUGUCGGAGAAGGUGAACUCCAGCCAGGCCUUCUACCAGCUGCAGGGGCUGCACCCUGGCUCCCAGUACCGACUGAAGUUCAUCUCCCGCAACGACACCUUCUGGGAGACGGAGAUCCAGACGGAGGGGCCUGGGCCCCUGGAGGAACGUGGGGGCUUUGCGACUCAGGGCUGGUUCAUUGGGCUCAUUAGCGCCAUUGUGCUGCUUCUGCUUGUUCUGCUGAUCCUCUGUUUCAUUAAGAGGAGCAAAGGGGGCAAGUACUCAGUGAAGGACAAGGAAGAGGCCCAUGUGGACUCAGAAGCUCGACCCAUGAAGGAUGAGACGUUUGGGGAGUACAGAUCCCUGGAGAGUGACAAUGAAGAGAAGCACUCCUCCGCCAGCCAGCCCUCUCUGAACGGUGAGGUGAAGCCCCCGGGGAGUGACUACAGCCUGGCGGACUACGGCGACAGUGUCGACGCGCAGUUCAACGAGGACGGCUCCUUCAUCGGCCAGUACAGCGGCCGGAGGGAAGGCCAGGGGCCUGGAGGCCAUGACAGCUCGGGGGCCACGUCUCCUGUCAACCCCAACCAUGUAGGGGUACCCCUGGAGUGAGGGACAGAUGCCCUUGACUGAAGGACAGGCCGACAGACCGGGACGCUGACCAACGGACAGGCAGACACAGGAAUUACUGUCUGAUCUAACAGACACACUGACUAUCUGACUAUCUGAACAGCACUGGUCAGAUACCCAGGUAUACUGACUAUCUGACCACUGCUGGACAGGUGUGCAGACACACCAACUAUCUGACUGGUGCUCUACAGGCGUGCAGACACAUUAUCGACUAUCUGACCGGUGCAGGACAGGAGCACAGACACACUGACUAUCUGACCGGUGCUGGUCAGACACACAGACACAUUGACUACUUGACAUCUGCAGGACAGGAGCACGGACAAACGUACUAUCUGACCAGUGCUGGUAAGACACACAGACAUUCCAACUAUCUGACCACUGCAGGACAGGAGUGCGGACACACUGACUAUCUGACUGGUGCUGGUCAGACACAGACACACCGACUAUCUGACUGGUGCUGGAAAAGGGAGGUGGACUGAUGGACACACAGGGAAAUCGAUAUUAAAAAAACGAGGUUGAAAGAUGGAGAUGUAAAAUAUUCUAAAACGCGGACACCUUGCUACUCACACAAGCAAGACUGCAGUCUGUAGGCCAAUACACAGACUGAGACUCCCGUCCAGACUGACAGACACUCAGCAUCCAGACAGAUCAACCUGCUGCAUCUCAUCAGAUUAAUGAAACUCCAUUAUUGUUUACAGAUCUCACUGCUUGGGCCUUUUUCAGAUGUGCUGUGUGCCUGCCCCCCUUGCCUCUAAGUUAUGGUAACUCCCCAGUUUUGAGCACACAACACGAGAGGUGACAGCAAGAUGAAACAGUGAGAGAGAGAGAAGUUUACCAAGAAUUCCCUACUUGGGAUAUACACAGUGGGACAGGAGACACAGGGAGAGGGGAGAUAAUCCCUGAGUGGUAAAUACAGACAGGAGGACAGGAGACGCAGGGGGAGAGAGAGAGAGAGAGGUAGGUCAACAGGGCAGACGUGGAGACAGAAAUGUGUUUCAAGAAAUGAGAGUUGUGUACAGAAUCCUGGAAUAAGGCAGUGAAGCACGGUAAACUCAUUUUACCACUUCAAUAGGGGCAGUGAAGCACGGUAAACUCAUUUUACCGCCGUAAUAAAAGAGGUUAAGCAUAGUAAACUGGCUUUACCGCAGUAAAGCAUGGUAAAUCAAUGUUACCACAAUAAUAAGUGCAGUAAAGCAUGGGAAACCGAAAUGUUUACCAUUGUAAUAAGAGCAGUGAAAUGUGGUAUACCAGUUAUACCACAGUACUAAGGGUAAUGAAUCACGGAAUAGGUUUCAACAGUAGCAAAGGCAGUAAAACAUGGUAAACCAGUUUUUACCAAUCGUUCACAGGCGCAGCCUUGGUGCAUUCCAAACCCUGGUGUAUGGAGUACGUGUUAUCGUUGUGUUUUUUUUCUUACUUUUGGACUCGGUCUCACUUUCCGCGCUGGCGAUGCGACUGUGGAGGAGUCUUAAGGAGGGAUUGUGCGUGCGUGCGUCUUGUCCGGACUGCUCUAGCUGUCUCUUCCCUCUCACUUUCUUCAUCGCCAGCCUUGUUUCCUUGUUCCAGUGUCAAAAUGCCUUAAUUUUUUUUUUUUAAACCGUUUCUGUUAUUUUCCUUCACGUCAACCGCUCUGUGCACUUCGACCUCGGCCCAUAAUCUCAUAUCUUUGUACUUUUGUAUUUUUUUUGUUAUUUGAAUGGUGUAUUUAUAAUACAUAUCCCGCUCACCGUAUGUAUCAAUACAUGAGAGAUAUAUAUAUAUAUCUAUUACCAUUAUUUAAUCUGUUGCCAGAUCCUAUACUGUGUGCGUCUGAGGCUUUGUGUAGCAAUGUUGCUGUGCUGAACAAUUGUGUCAGUCCCAGCUAUACCAGGUUCAUGUUUUUUGACGCCAGGGCUUUACAGAAGUGGUGUCUCUGGGUGGGGGGGAGGUUGAUUAAGGUUCCCAGGCUGGUCCAUUGGGGUGGAGGCAGGCCUAGCGCCCCCUGGUGCUCAGAAGGGUUAGCCCCGCUGCAGAGACCGAUUUAUCGCAGUGCAUCAUGGGACUAUAUCAUUUUUUUUCUUGUACAACCCAAGAGCUGCUCUCCAGGUACACAGGGGUGGAGCAGGCCAAAGCUGUGCCGUCUCAGUUGGGGGGGGUCACGAGUUGUGGUUGUGGGCGUCCACCUUCCCAGAUGAGGGCCCGAGCCAGUGGGGGCAGGAUUCCCAGCAGGCAUUUGGCAGGGAAGAGGUGUAAAACACACACCAGCCUGUCCUUGGUUUACAGGCAGGAGCUGUAUAGAUACAGCAAUCACUUAGUAUUCUUUCCUAAACACUAGAAAACUGUACUGUUGCAAAAAAAUAGGUUUGAAAGCAGGUGGGAUCAUGUCCUUUCUUGUGCAAUUUCCCCCAUGUCCAAGUUCUUGACUUGUUAUCCUUGUAACAGCUGGUGCCCCACCCUGCCUGCACAGAGUGUCAGGGUGACUGACCAGCUGUAGCGAUUGUCUGACUCCAGAGAUAAGACGCCCACAACCCAGCCGUGACUUUGCACCAGGGCACCUUAAGGUAUAAAACUCAACCUGCCUUAAAAAGGUUCCUGUACCCACAGGUCCCACCAAAGUUGUAGUCCCUCAGCGAGGCUCAGUUCAGGAGCAUUGGGGGUGCUCUCUGGGCCACUGUCCUCAAACCUCUGGUGCUGCAGUCUCUCGGGGGUGGGGCAGCCGAACAGUCUGGGAAAACUGUGGUCAACGCCAUUUCCUGCGGUAUCCCAGCAUGCUCAGCUUCCAGCUGCUCAUGUUACUCUCGCAACAAGAGAAGGCGAUCGAGGCUGUGAGCCAGCCCUGCUGGGAACUAUCCCGGAAGGUGGCUUAGCAACCUGUAUCCCCACUGUAACGCUAAAAAAAAAUAGUGCUUUCCGAUUGAACGAACAUGUUAAAAAAAAAAACCCAAGGUGCAAACAGUUCACGAGAGUGGGAACAGCACAAAAUAGCUUUGGGAAACUGGGAACCAAGAUCGACGUGCACUUUGGAGCCCGUGUCCGAAGUACGGUAUGUGCCCAGGCAGUGAGGCGCUGAGCAUGGCUGGGCUUGGGGAACAGGAAGAGUUGGGGUUGAGGUUGGGGGAAGAGCUCCUUCGUGAAUGUAAAUAUAAUCCCAAGAGAUUGUGGAAUAAUGUCAUUUUUUUUUAGCUGUUUUCUGCAAAUGUUGAAUUUCUUUUAUUUUUAAAAAUAUUUCUGAAGUGUUUAUUUUUUUAUUUGGCUCUUUUUUUUCCUUUUUCAUUUUGUAUGUUGUUUGUAAUUUGGCUGUUUUUAGCAUUUAGGAAAAAAAUAGUCUCCAUAGUUACUUUAGUGAUAGACAACUUGCAAAAAAAAAAAGUAAAAAAUAUGACUCGUUAGAAACUAUUACAAAUGAGAGCAAAAAAGAAUUUAAAAAAGAACUGAUGCUACAAUAUUCCUGACAACUGCAUUAUCAGUGUAUAAAUAUUCUUGUUUGGUAUGUUAUGUAAUUCUCUCCGUUUCCUUUUUAUAUAUAAAUAACAAAUGCAAAAAAAAAAAACAAAAUAUCAGCAAAUAUGAAUAGGACUGAUGACGAAGGCAUCUGCAGCGUCUUUCUCAAGGGCGACGGAGGGCCCACUGACAUUGUUCGUGCUUACUGCGUUUGCCGCGCUAACAAAUGAAUAAAUAAUGAUUAAUCGACAA
Molecule: messenger RNA, 8004 nt
Organism: Lepisosteus oculatus (spotted gar)
Lineage: Eukaryota; Metazoa; Chordata; Actinopteri; Semionotiformes; Lepisosteidae
Source: RefSeq, a predicted model, not a curated record